AUGUCAAAUAAGCCCUCUGACUCAGAAUUUAACUUCUUAGAACACUCUAUGGAAUUCUUAAAGAGCUUGUCUAAGCUUACUCUCAUAUAUGCUGUUAUUUCUAGUUUCGGAAUAAGCGUUAUUUACUUUAUUGAAGAGGGCAUGAAUUCUGGAACAUAGUUAAAUAAUGCUUUCAAAGCUUAUGAAGGAUACGGAUCUGUAAAUUAAUUCUUCAUAGACUAUCCUCAAUUAUACUAAUUUGAUGACUAAGUUCAAAUAUGUGAUCACACAACAUUAACACCUGAAAAUUUUGUUAAAUAGUAUGUCAAUAAAUAGAGACCUUGUUUAUUUAAGGGCUACGCAAAAAUCUGGCCAGCGUUUGAAAAAUGGACUAAUUAGUCGUAUUUAAACGAAACAUCAGGGCAAGAGAUUAUCUAUGCUGAAAAGUAGAAAGAUAACAGAUUUGCUUAUUUUACAGCUGGAGCAAAGAGAGUUUACAUGACAUACUCAUAAUUUUUAGAUACAUUUUAAGAUCCUAAUAGAACAUAUCAUUAUUACUUCUCGUUUGAAGAUCCUCCUGGACCAUUAAAAGAGGAUAUAAUUGACAUUCCAAUCGUAUAGGAUUAUUUUGAAUUAGAACAAUUAACGUUUUGGCAUGGCUUUGGAACACUUACAAGACCACACACUGAUGCAAUGGAAAAUAUUAUAUGUGUCUUUGAGGGCUAUAAAAAUUUCACAAUAGUCCCCCCUCAUCAUACUCCAUUUGUAUAUAAUGGAUAUGAAGGUUUACCCAGAAAUUACUCACCACUAGAAUUUGUAGACCCGGAUUACACUAAAUACCCACUAUUUAAAAAUGCCAAGAUUAUGUCUGCUUUUGUUGACCAAGGUGACUGCUUAUACAUGCCAUCAUUUUGGUGGCAUUAAGUAGAAAGCAGUAAAGGUGUAACUCUAGCUCUAUCGCAUUGGUAUAAAGUUCAGCAUGAAUUUACUUAAGAAAUAAUUGCUCAUUAUUAGGAUAAAUUUCUUUGA
This is a messenger RNA of Stylonychia lemnae, 1008 nucleotides long. Lineage: Eukaryota; Ciliophora; Spirotrichea; Sporadotrichida; Oxytrichidae. The record is from the annotation of a GenBank genome assembly.